Molecule: messenger RNA, 1016 nt
Organism: Pollicipes pollicipes
Lineage: Eukaryota; Metazoa; Arthropoda; Thecostraca; Pollicipedomorpha; Pollicipedidae
Product: nudix hydrolase 8
Exons: 6
Coding region: 179-976 (265 amino acids)
Molecular function (GO): NADH pyrophosphatase activity; ADP-ribose diphosphatase activity; NAD binding
Source: RefSeq, a predicted model, not a curated record
GUCUCGUUGCUGUAAACAAUUCGCUGGCCUCUUCUGCAAUAAUCGGUGUUUGUUCAGCCAAAGGCUCGGCCUUUUUAUUGUUGGGAGGAGUAGCGGAAAAAUAAUAGUGAACUGGGCGGGCGCUGUUGGGCAGCGGCGCGGCGCGGAGUCCCCGGGGCGCGGGCGCGGUCUGGCCACCAUGAGCGGCGUCGCCACGUUCGAGGGACAGCCAGACCGCUACCGGGGCGUCGUCGUGGACGUCCUCAAGGAGACGGUGCUCCAGACCACGCACGACUUCGAGGAGCUGCUCAGAGCUUCCUUGGACAAAUGGAGCGCCGAUGGUGUUCGUGGUGUAUGGUUUCGUGUCGACAUCGGACAUUCGGAGUUCGUGCCGAUCCUAGUAAAGCAUCAGUUUGUGUACCACCACGCGAGGCGCGAGUUCGUGAUGCUGGUGCGGUGGCUGCCGCGCGAGGAGUCGGACCAGAUCCCGCCGUACGCGCACACGAUGAUCGGCGUCGGCGGCAUGGUCAUCUCGGAGGCCGACGACCAGGUGCUGGUCGUGCGUGAGAAGUACUACACACAGCCGCACUGGAAGCUGCCCGGCGGCUUCGUCGAGCCGGGGGAGGAUCUGGCGGCGGCGGCGGUGCGCGAGGUGCUGGAGGAGACGGGCGUUCGCGCCGAGUUUGACUCGCUGCUGGCGUUCCGGCACGUGCACGGCGCCGCGCACGGCUGCUCCGACCUCUACUUCAUCUGCCUGAUGCGGCCCGUCUCGCGCGACAUCAGCAUGUGCACUCGGGAGCUGGCCGCCUGCCGCUGGAUGCCGAUCGCCGAGUACGCCAGCCACGCGGACGUGCACGCGCUCAACAAGCACUUCAUCACCAAGUACCUCGAGUUCCGCGAACACCGGGCCGCCAUGCGGCUGGAGCCAAUGCACAUCCCUGGCUUCGGGCGCGUGCAGAACGUGUUCUCGCUGACGGUGGGCGGCGGCGGCACGUGACCAACGCGCCGCGUUAGCCGGCGGGCCGGGGCCCGGGGCG